AUGUUUCCAAACAUCGAAGAAAUAAUUCUUAGUAAUAAUAGACUCGGUGCUAUUGACUGGGAAGCGUUUCGUCUAUACAAAUUACGGCGUUUAAUUCUUUCAUAUAAUUCCUUAACAGCUAUCAAUGAACAUAUGUUAAGAUUUACGCCAAAUCUCGAAGUUCUCGAUCUUAGUCACAAUUAUCUUAUUCAUGUUCAAAGUAGCAACUUUUUUUCCGCACAAAAAUUGAGAUCCAUUAAUCUCUCCUAUAAUCACAUCAAAAGAUUCGAUUAUGACUCGUUCUCACCACUUUAUCAGCUGCAAACGUUAGACCUAUCCUAUAAUGAAUUUAUUAACGUGCCUGCGGGCGAUUUGCGACAACUCGUCGGUUUGCGUACUUUGAAUCUUAGUGGUAAUGCAUUCGACAGGAUUCUCGAUGGAGAUUUUGUUCAUCCAGUUUUACAGGAAUUGGUUCUAUCGAACUGUCAUUCAUUACGACUCAUUGAAUCGAACGCUUUUUUUGGAUUACCAUAUCUUACAUUAAUUGAUCUCAGUUGGGCAUCGUCUUUAGUUUAUAUUUCACCACAAGCGUUUGCAAAUAAUACUCUGCUUUACAGGAUAAUUCUUACGCAUACGCAGUUAGAGACUAUACCGAAGCAUUUAUAUACAGUUCCCAAAAUUGCUAUCAAUGAUAAUCCAUUUCAAUGUGGCUGCGUAGCAAAAAUGGUAAAAAAAUUUCAAGAUCAUAUCAUAGAUGUUGCAAAUGCUAGUUGUUUUAUGCUCGAAGGUACGCGGAAAAGAUUAUCAGAAUCCAUAGAAAAAAUCGACGAACCUUGUCGGCCAGAACCGAUUGUGCCAUUUGGUGAAGUGCUUUCAGCUACUGUUGGGCAAUAUUUUUCUCUAUAUUGUGCAUCCAGAAAUUUCGAUGAUAUUGUUCUUUGGAGGUUUCCAAACGGAACAGAAAUUAUUGCGAACAAUGCAACGCAAUUAUCCCCUUCAAAGCCAGCUAAUAUUUAUGAUCUUUUUCCAUUAGCCGUGAAUGAUCCACAAAAUAUUAAUUCUUUCUCGCAAACCAAUCAACCACGAAUAUUUAUAACUAAAGAACGAAUUCGCUUUGAUGUGAUUCUUAUGGAUGAUGAAGGUGAUUAUAGAUGUUCACUAUUUUUGCAGAUCGGAUCACAUUAUGUGGCACUUGCUUGGAAUGGCUCUUUGGCAAUUAAAGCAUCUUACCGCAUCAAUCUCUAUUUGACUGUUAAAGACUUAAGUAGUGCGGCAGGCCGUAGUAUCCAACUAUCUUUACACAAUCCUUGGCUCAGUUAUAGCGUUAUGAGGCUCAAGCCUAACCAAAAUUACACUUUCUGCUUGGUAUAUAUUCUACUGGAAAGCGGCUUUAGUAAGACGAUUUAUGAAACAUGUACACAAGAAACAACUGCACCCAGUUUGUCGAUUUUGAAUUCCCUAACUUUAACUACUUUAUUGGCAUUCUUUAUAAUUAUGCUAUUGUUUUGCAGUCUGUUCUUUAUAAAAAGUUUAUAUGUGCGUCUUCACAUCUGGCAACAGCAAAAAUAUAGAUCAAGAAUGAAUCAAAGUAUAAGUGGUCAAAGUUUUAUAUCUACAACUUCAUCAACAUCAAGAGAUGCAUCAAUAACGUACGAAAAUCAGUUAAGUGUGAAUCAAUCAGUGCCAUUAUAUAGGUUCAGAAUUUCGAAUCCAAAUAUUUUAGAAGAAGUUACAGCUGAAGAUUUGUCGACAACCGAAAACAAUGCUCUUUGA
This is a messenger RNA of Dracunculus medinensis (Guinea worm), 1752 nucleotides long. The record is from the annotation of a GenBank genome assembly. NCBI's taxonomy places the organism in Eukaryota, Metazoa, Nematoda, Chromadorea, Rhabditida, Dracunculidae.